Cucurbita pepo subsp. pepo (vegetable marrow) is the source of this 849-nucleotide messenger RNA. RefSeq names its product putative aquaporin SIP2-1. Gene Ontology annotation, cellular component: membrane. Gene Ontology annotation, biological process: transmembrane transport. NCBI's taxonomy places the organism in Eukaryota, Viridiplantae, Streptophyta, Magnoliopsida, Cucurbitales, Cucurbitaceae. The record is from RefSeq and is a predicted model, not a curated record. Gene Ontology annotation, molecular function: channel activity.
AAACACCAAAAGAUCUCAUUUUGAAGGAUGACUUGUGGGGCUCGAUUGCUUGUGUUGGAUUUUGUGCUGGCUUUUAUGUGGGUAUGGUCGGGAACUUUGAUUAAGAUCUUUGUUUUUGGGACAUUGGGAUUUGGAAAUGAUCCGGUCGGUGAGAUUGUGAAGGCUUCCUUUUCGAUUCUCAACAUGUUUGUGUUUGCGUUUUUGUCGAAAAUUUGGAAUGGGGCUUCUUAUAAUCCUCUUAACAUCUUGUCUGAUGCUUUUUCUGGGGAUUCCAGUAGCUUUCUCUUCCUUGCUGGUGCCAGAAUCCCUGCUCAGGUACUUGGAGCCAUUAGUGGUGUUAGGCUGAUUAUCCAGACAAUCCCUGAAGCAGGACGAGGGCCUCAUUUGAACGUUGGCAUCCAUCACGGUGCUCUCACAGAAGGAUUGUUAACAUACGGCAUUGUCCUAAUCUCGCUUGGACUGUCCACGACACUCCCAGGAAAUUUCUUCAUGAAGACAUGGAUCUCCAGCUGCUCCAAGUUAACUCUUCAGAUUCUUGGUUCUGACUUAACCGGUGGCUGCAUGAACCCUGCCUCUGUAAUAGGAUGGGCGUAUGCUCGUGGGGAACAUAUAACCAAAGAACACCUUUUUGUAUACUGGAUUGCUCCAAUUCAAGGAACCAUACUUGCGGUGUGGACGUUUAAGUUACUAUUUCGACAACCAAACGAGGAGAAAGUGAACACGAAGAAGAAAUCUGAAUGAUUGAACAUCGUGAAGUAGGUCGGGUAGGUCUCCAUGGUGCUCUGUCGUGGCAAGAAAAGUUGCCACUCUUACUAAUGUAUCAGAUCCUAUCAGAUCUUCUUAGUCAUA